GCCGAAAUUUGGUUGUUCAUGUCCGCAUAAAACCGCCAUGCCUGUGCCAAGAAAGGCAUAUGCCGCCAAUGACAACAGUCUCUCUCCGUGGUCGUUUUGUAGAGCAAUUCUUGUGGAUGUCGGUGAGAUAUGCAAUUCUGUCGACUUAAUAUGCAGACCACGAAAUGCGAAAUGCACCUCACGAAGUGGAGAACCGCGUAUCUGCCUCUGCGAGUCGGGGUACUUCCCCGUCUACCAACAAUCUCUUCACUACCAUGAGUGCUUUUUUUUUUCGAACGGUGAAGCAGGUGAAAUGUGCACUGUUGUGUAUGACUGUGGAGCGAAUUCUUCGAGAGAGCAUUAUGAUAAUGGCGUUUCGAUUGAAAUUAAACAGGUUCCAUGCAAGCGCCCACGAAAUCGCGUUGGCCAUAAUUCAGAUAUCUGCGUGGAUUUGAACGGUGACGAAAUACCGGACGAUAAUUUUUGCUCACGAAAUGGCUCCUCCUUCAAUCUUUCUCCAAUUCAACCGGGAAUGCAUGAACCCAGUGAACCAAUGUCCAUCUCUUACUCACAUGACUGGCCAGCGUUGGAUAUUAUCUUGGAGAAAGGCAACGAAUUAAGCGGUCUGGUCGAUCUUGACUCAAGAAAUGGUGAUUCUACUGGAGAGAAUUGUGGAAGCCCGCUUGGCAAGUGCAUUUAUAAUCAGCUUCCAUAUAUAUGUAUAUAUUUUAUCCAAUUUAAUGGGCUAAUGAUAAAUAUCAUAAAGCCUGUCAUUUAA
Messenger RNA from Rodentolepis nana, 757 nucleotides. NCBI's taxonomy places the organism in Eukaryota, Metazoa, Platyhelminthes, Cestoda, Cyclophyllidea, Hymenolepididae. The record is from the annotation of a GenBank genome assembly.